Messenger RNA from Parnassius mnemosyne (clouded apollo), 1080 nucleotides. Lineage: Eukaryota; Metazoa; Arthropoda; Insecta; Lepidoptera; Papilionidae. The record is from the annotation of a GenBank genome assembly.
AUGCCUAAAUUACAUAUAGACGAAGUAGAUACAAAAGACAGUGUAUGCCCAAUGAUUGUAAAUUUUCAAAAUGGCUACAUAACUAAUGAAUUUCGGCCAACCGAAUGUAUAUUAUUUCAAAACGAAAAAUCUGAAAGCAUAACUGUUGCUACUGACAUAAAUGACUUCAUUUACUCUGGAGAAGAAGAGAAAGAAGAUUUAGGAAAGACUCUUAUAUUAGCUCGAAAUAAAAUCACUGGCAAAGUAAGAUUAAUUGAAGUUGGUACCGUAGAACUUAAACCAGUCUUAAAAGUUGAUUUGGAUACAACUCAGUUUUUAGAAACAAGUAAUUUAGAGCUAAGCAGAAAGUUUGGGUCAAAGAAACAGAAACAGCAAGUAGAACAACGCGAAAAAUUAAAAGUAAAUGUCCAAAUUGUCAAUGAGCAAAUGCAAAAUGUAACUAAAGAUAUAACAGAAGAUACUUUGGAUCUUUCCUCUUACGAUAAAGUUGAUUCAGACGACUUCUACAUACCACCAAUCAACCGAGAUGCAGACAAACCUGAAUUAAUUUAUGAAUUUGACAAAAUAUUGAAAGAAGAUGAGUUUGAAAAAAUCUAUUCAGAGUUAGAAGGUAAAGAUUUCACUGCUGAUAUGCCAGUAUGGAUUAAGAACAUGGUUGCAACAAAACAGAAUAAAAAGCAUAUAGUCUUAGCAGUGUAUGCUACUGCCUUAUUUAAAUUGUAUUCAACAAUGGUUAGAGAGAUAACAAAAAAAACAUUUAAGGUUUGUGAGUUCUCCCCCACACUGAAUAACAUAGUAUUAGCAAAUUUUAUAUUGACAACUAAUGAAAAACGUAGCAGACCAACUCCUUACAAGGAUAAAGCUUUAUGUCAUGCUAUAGUUUUUCUUCUUUUAAUUAAUAAUCUUUCCUUAGACUUGGAAGCUUUGUGCCAGGGUGUAAAAUUAACACCUAAUACUGUAUCUUCAAAAUUGAGAGUGACGGGUGCUUCGGUUCUUACUGUUGGCAAUAAAAAAGUUGUGCAGUUAAAAUUACCACUGAGAACUAAGACAGCUUUUAGAAGAAAGAGUGCUAAGUUUUAA